Molecule: messenger RNA, 1325 nt
Organism: Lineus longissimus
Lineage: Eukaryota; Metazoa; Nemertea; Pilidiophora; Heteronemertea; Lineidae
Product: lysosomal thioesterase PPT2-A-like
Exons: 9
Coding region: 129-1034 (301 amino acids)
Cellular component (GO): lysosome
Molecular function (GO): palmitoyl hydrolase activity; thiolester hydrolase activity
Source: RefSeq, a predicted model, not a curated record
UUCGAUGAGCAGUGAUGAGAGAAACACUUUAACAAGGUAUCCUCGUCCCCAGGACGCUACGCAUAAUUUUAUGUAACUGGGGCAAGCAUGUUCACAGAAAUGCUCUCCAAAUCCCAUCCAAACACCAAAUGGAGAAGAUGACAAACCUUAAUUUUCGUGUGUUCCUAUUUGUAUCAUUAGGAUGUCUUGUUUCUGUAAUGUGUUUCAAGCCAGUGAUCUUGAUGCAUGGUGUAUUUCCAAAUCCAAAUGAACUUCCAGAUAUUGAAUCCAAAAUUUUAAAGGCUCAUCCAGGGACCAAUGUUACCAAAAUUGAGAUGUUCAGUGAAUUUCUGACAAGCAUCGCCCCCUUGUGGUUACAAGUUGACCUAAUUACUAAGCAGAUACGUAAAGUCAUGAAGAACAGUAAAGAUGGGGUUCACUUAUUGUGUUAUUCCCAAGGAGGGAUAACCUGUCGUGGAAUCUUAGAGACGAUGCCAGACCACAAUGUAGAUACGUUCAUAUCGUUGAGUUCGCCGCAGGGUGGGCAGUAUGGAGUUCAACCACCAGCAGGCAACCUUGACACUGACCGUCUCAAAUAUCUCUUCCCUAACUACCUGAAGGAGAAUAUUUACAAGUUCUUCUACACAGAAGCUGGGCAGGAGGUCUCAAUUGGCAAUUACUGGAAUGAUCCUCAUCAUCAAGAUCUCUACAAGAAAUAUUCUGUCUUUCUCGCCGUGCUCAAUAAUCAAACUCAUAAUCCACAAAGUCAUGAAUACAAGAAAAACUUUUUACGGUUGAAAAAAAUGGUGCUGAUUGGUGGUCCAGAUGAUGGUGUGAUAACGCCUUGGCAAUCGAGCCAGUUUGGCUUUUAUGACCAAAAUGAAUCUGUGCUUCCGUACAAGAAGACUGAGUGGUACCUAAAGGAUUCGUUCGGCCUCCAAACUCUUGAGAAACGUGAUGCUAUCCAGACUUACUCCAUCUCUGGGGUCAAGCAUGUGAUGUGGCAUAAAAAUCAGACCGUGUUCAACUGCUGCAUAGAGAAAUGGCUGACAUGAUGUCGUCAAAAACUUGCAAAACCUUGUCAGAACUAUAUUUAAUCAUCAAAACAUAUUCAGGGAGCAAUAUAUGACUUGUGAAUAGCAUAUCUUCGCCAAAUUCCGUACUUAAAGGAAUCGUUGGUAGUUUCCAUAAUGAAGAAAGCAGUCAGCCUUGUCUUAAGUAUAAGAAACUUGAAGGUCAGAUUGAUUAACCUAAGGUCUCUUAGUGGCUGUGCAAUAUCAUGUUUUCUGAACAAAGUGCCUUGUCAGUAUUAUGUCUUUACCGGUAGUUUCCAUCUCAAGGAUGGA